ACCAAUACACACAUCAAACACUUGUCUAAUUAAACCUUCUCGUGUAUUUCCACUUUUACUAAUCCAAACACUACCACAAACAUGGCGAUGAAACUGCCUCUUGUUUCCCUGCCAUUCCUACUUGUUUUGUUCUACCACUGCACCACAGCUAUAGCUCAGUCACCCGCACAGUCCCCGGCCAAUUCCCAGACUCACUCCCCUGCUCAGUCCCCGACAAAGGCUCAAGCCCCGUCUCAAGCGCGGGCUAAAACACCGCCUCAAGCACCGGCUCAAACGCCAAUUGACCAACCUCUUGUUCAAGCUCCGUCUCUGGUACCCCCGGUUCCAGCAGCAUCGCCUAAAGCACCUGUACCAGCUGGCCCCAAUAUCACCAAAAUCCUUGAAAAAGCAGGCGGCUUCAGCGUGUUCGUCCGCCUCCUCAGGAAUACCCAAGUCAUAAAUCAGAUCGAAAAUCAGCUCAGCAACUCUAAUUCCUUAACCAUCUUGGCUCCCACCAAUGCCGCAUUCUCGGGUCUCAAAUCCGGCACUCUCAAUUCUCUCAAUGCUGAACAAAAGGUGCAGCUCCUACAGUUCCAUCUCAUUCCUAACUAUAUAUCAAUCACAAAUUUCCAAACAGUGAGCAACCCGGUUCUUACACAAGCUAGUGAUACUUAUAAUUACCCUCUUAACAUUACCACCACUGGCAAUAUCGUUAACAUAUCCACUGGUCUUGUGAAUACCUCCAUUUCCGGCACGGUGUAUUCGGACAAUCAGCUGGCUAUUUACAAGGUUGACAAGGUGCUUCUUCCUCUUGGCAUUUUUGCACCCAGACCAAAGCCACCGGCACCUUCACCGGCUCCGUUAAAAAAGCCAAAGAAGGAGGAGUCUUCAACAUCUUCAUCGGGUGAUGAGGUUCCGCCGGUUGCGGCUUUGAAUCUCUCCGGUGGUCUUGGUUUUACUAUAAAUGUCAUGACAUCCAUUGUGGUAGCAGCUGUCGCAGCAGUUUUCAUCAUGUGAGGAUCAGUUUGAAUUUUUGUGUGGUGAACAAUUUCAGUGGAGCUAGAUGGGCAUGGCCAAUGGCUUUGUUUUCAAUAAUGGUUGUUUGUUAUUUGACUAGUUAGUUAAUAUCAUGCAUGUGUAUGUACGCCGGUUUUGAUGGUUUUGGAUGCAUGUGAACCAGUACUGCUUUUUACGAUACAAUUCUUUUUUGGUCC
Messenger RNA from Ziziphus jujuba (common jujube), 1193 nucleotides. RefSeq names its product fasciclin-like arabinogalactan protein 12. Bases 82 to 996 code for a protein of 304 amino acids. The transcript has a single exon. NCBI's taxonomy places the organism in Eukaryota, Viridiplantae, Streptophyta, Magnoliopsida, Rosales, Rhamnaceae. The record is from RefSeq and is a predicted model, not a curated record.